Molecule: messenger RNA, 626 nt
Organism: Oenanthe melanoleuca
Lineage: Eukaryota; Metazoa; Chordata; Aves; Passeriformes; Muscicapidae
Gene: SMIM26
Product: small integral membrane protein 26
Exons: 2
Coding region: 41-343 (100 amino acids)
Cellular component (GO): mitochondrion
Source: RefSeq, a predicted model, not a curated record
GCCCCCCUGCGCGUGCCGGUUGGGGGCGGGGCGUUCCGCCAUGAAGCCGGCGCGCGCGGCCGUGUGGAACGCGCGGGCCGCGCUGCUCUACUCGCUGGGCGGCUGGACCACUCUGGGCGCCCUCAUCUACUACGGCCGCCAGGACAAAGGCAGCACCGAGAAUGAAAAAGAUCCUAAUGCAAACCAAGGGACCUACAAAGAAGUACGCACUAAGGAGUAUCCUUUUGGAUUGACAGUGACAACAGAAAUAACAUACAGAGAGGUUCAGCCUCCUCUUACGCGGCUGCUCAGGCGUGUGGUGUCAUUCUUUGUUCCUGAUGACAGCCCUCCUUCCGAAAAGUGAGCUGUUCAGAAGCUCAGAACAUUGUGCUGGACCCCUGAGAACAUCAUCCCAGUGCCUGGCACCAGACCACGGCUGGAAAACGUGCAUUGCUGAAACAGCAGUUCUGCCCAGCUGGUGUGCAGACGUACCCAGGUGAUCCAGGAUGCACCUGGGAUGGCUCCUCAGCUGGGCAGCUCUGAAAUGGAUACUUUGGGAAUGAUUAGUGAAUGAGAAGGAAUGUAGUUUAAUGUUUUGGGUAUGAGAGUUCCUUAUGGUCCUUCAAAUAAAAGCUCACAAGAGAUGA